AACCACCACGAAGAGCGCGCCUACAAAAAAAAAAAAAAGAAGAAAAAAAAGGAAGAAUGGUGCUGGACCUUGACGCAUGCAUAGAAUCCCUCUUCCAACGGCAACUCCUGGCCGAGUCCGUGAUCAAGGAGAUCUGUGAAAAGACAAAAGAACUUCUCAUGUCUGAGAGCAAUGUCGUCCAUAUCAAGGCGCCAGUCACGGUCGUGGGCGAUAUCCAUGGGCAGUUCUACGAUCUACUCGAGAUAUUCAAAAUAGGUGGAUACUGCCCCGAUACGAACUAUCUCUUUCUCGGCGACUAUGUGGAUCGAGGACUGUACAGCGUGGAAACCAUCUCUAUCCUGACAUGUCUUAAGCUGCGCUACCCAGACAGAGUCCAACUCGUCCGCGGCAACCACGAAUCGCGUGCGGUGACUCAGACAUAUGGAUUCUACACAGAGUGCAUGAAGAAAUACGGCAGUGCGCAGGUGUGGCACUACUUUACAGAUCUCUUUGACUACCUCACACUCUCGGUCGUCAUCGACAACAUGAUUUUUUGCGUCCAUGGGGGGUUGUCGCCAUCCAUCCACACAAUAGACCAGAUCAAAGUUAUGGAUCGCUUCAAAGAAAUCCCGCAUGAAGGUCCCAUGGCGGAUCUCGUGUGGUCUGACCCGGAUCCAGGACGAGAAGAAUUUGCAGUCUCACCGAGAGGCGCAGGAUACACAUUCGGAAGUUUGGUGGUCGAGAAAUUCCUGCACGAGAACGGGAUGGACCAUAUUCUGCGCGCACACCAGCUCUGCAUGGAAGGUUUCCAAGUUCUCUUUGACGACCGACUCUCGACCGUUUGGUCCGCACCGAAUUAUUGUUACCGCUGUGGCAAUCUCGCCUCGAUCCUCGAGGUCGGCGUCGAGGGCGAGCGGCAUUUUAAUGUCUUUGAGGCCGCACCAGAAAACGAGCGGCCAUCCGCUGCAGAAUCACACCGGACCCUGUUUUCGAACGGUGUGCCGACGGGCCUGUUUAGUAAUGGGAUCGGCACCAUCGCUACCGGGGAUGGAGUAGGCGUAAACACUAAUGGUGGUCUGGGCUUCUCAAACUCGUCCGAUCCAGUUCAGGAUACAAUCCAUUAUUUUUUGUGAGCUGGGACGUUGCUGCUCCAACUUUACAUCCUAAGAAAAAAAACUCAUGUAUGAUAAGAUGGCGCACAAUAGAUCCAAUACCUUUCUUCAAGUUUACAAUUUUCCUGUGAAUGAUGUAUUUUACAAUUUCAAAAUAAAAGUACAAGGCGAC
Gamsiella multidivaricata is the source of this 1263-nucleotide messenger RNA. Its product is annotated as Metallo-dependent phosphatase-like protein. The coding region runs from base 57 to 1112 and encodes 351 amino acids. Gene Ontology annotation, cellular component: FAR/SIP/STRIPAK complex. The transcript has 8 exons. Gene Ontology annotation, molecular function: protein serine/threonine phosphatase activity. The record is from RefSeq and is a predicted model, not a curated record. Gene Ontology annotation, biological process: peptidyl-serine dephosphorylation. Lineage: Eukaryota; Fungi; Mortierellomycota; Mortierellomycetes; Mortierellales; Mortierellaceae.